Molecule: messenger RNA, 2578 nt
Organism: Camellia sinensis
Lineage: Eukaryota; Viridiplantae; Streptophyta; Magnoliopsida; Ericales; Theaceae
Molecular function (GO): protein binding
Source: RefSeq, a predicted model, not a curated record
GUGUAGAAUAAUAGCUACCUGAAAUGUUGCAUAACCACAACUAUUCGUACAAAAAUUGUUAAUUUUUAAAUGAAUACUAAAAUGCCACUAGAUCUACUUGGGUUGACAUGGAUCAUACUAGUUUCUUCAAAUUCAAGAGAUUAUUAUAACUACAUUUAUAUUUAUUUCUUGAAGAUAAAAAAUGAAGAUGUGCACAAGCACCCAUCUCAAAUAGAAGUCACUCUUCCACGACAUUUUUGCUCUCUUCAUUCUCCAAUCUCGAAGUAAUAGAUCAAAAACUACCCAUAACUUCCAAACUCAGACUAAAAGCUAUCCACAACUCGACUUCACUAGGCCUAGGUACCAAUGGAUCCACCACAUCUCCCAUCUCAUCCGCCUACCACUACUGCUGUACCUGCUGCUGCCGCCACCAUCACCACCCAUCUCAGCCAUCCUGAUUCAGCCAAUUGCUCCCCUCGAUCUCGCCAUGUUGACACCUGGGACGAAUCUCUUGCACACGUCCCAGGUGCCAAGCUGCGCCUCAUGUGUAGCUAUGGGGGCCACAUUAUACCCAGGCCCCACGACAAGUCCCUCUGCUACAUCGGCGGUGUCACCCGCAUGGUGGUGAUUGACCGCCAUUCCUCUCUCUUCGAUCUCUCCUCCCGCCUCUCCUGCACACUCCUCAACAGCCGCCAUUUCACCCUCAAGUACCAGCUCCCCAAUGAAGAACUUGACUCUCUCAUCUCUGUCACCACCAACGAAGACCUAGAAAACAUGAUCGAAGAGUACGACCGCAUCACUCCGACAACGCCAUUGAAAACUGCUCGCCUUCGCCUGUUUCUCUUUCUGGCCAAGCCUGAAACCGCAGCUUCAAUGGGUUCCCUACUUGACGACGCCAAAUCCGAGACAUGGUUUGUGGACGCACUAAACGGGGCUGGUUUGCUUCCUAGAGGACUAUCUGACUCGGCCACCAUGGACUGCUUGCUAGAACUUGAAUCUCAUCAUGGGGUUGAGUCCCAAAAUGAAUUUCUUGACAAUAACAAACAAGGAGUGAAGGUGAAGAUUGUCCAGGAUGUGAAUUCAACAAUGCCUGAUUCACCAAUGGUUGAAACAAACUCGUCAUUCGGAUCAAGCUCUUCGACUCCUUCGAUGUCGACCUUGCCAUCGAUCAAGGUUCGGGUUGAGGACAGUGGUGAUCAGAUGGUUGGGUUGGAUGAGGCAUUUUCACAUAUGACUGUUGUGCAUAGUGUUCAAAAACAAGAUGAUGGGUUGGUUUUGUUGUCAGCUCCAUCACCACUUCCGCCGCCUUUAAUGGUGGCUGCCACCACAGUAUCUGCCGUUUCCGGGGAUGAUGAGAGGUCGGAUCAGGGGGUGCCACCACCAACUGGAUUUAGGAAACCGCCAUUGCCGCUGCAGACAGUGCAGAGGAAGGUUGUGGAUGCUUAUAAUUUGCCAUCGCCUGAUUCAAAGCUUGCUGGGGGUUUCAAUUUGCAUUCACCUGAUUCAGUAGCAAGUGAUUCCAGCAUUGCAUCUUCAACUUCUCUCUCAAAACACACUGUUUACCAAGAGUCAUCUCAUCAUGUCACAACAACUGAAAACAGAGUUCCUCCAUCUAUCCCAAUUGAUCCCAAAGCAAACAUCUCUGAUCCGAGCUCUCAAAUCCCUCUUCAACAAGUUCAUGAUUCUUCACAUUUGCUUCCUCCCCAACAAAUACAACAACAAUAUGAAUUUGUUCAUGCAAACAAGCAUUAUAUCCACCACCCCACUGUAACCGGUCAAGUCCCUAUCUCAUCUUACUACCAAAUGUGUGCACCACCACCAUCACAACAACAACAACUUCAUCACCAAAUCGAUCAACAACAAUAUCCAAUGUACUUCUUGCCAGUCUCCCAAACCCAAUUCACCCAACAACCAUACAACCUGUCUAUGCAGCCUAAUGUCGCUGACACUACUGUAAGCAGGCCACCAUGUCCUUCCAAUUCUCAACCUAUUUACCCAACAAAACUAGAAAUGGCAGCAAAUGUGUACAAAACAGGCGCGACAACGAUUGGUGGUAAUCAAUUUCAGCAGCAAUAUGUGAGUGUGGUGCCUCAGAUGCAUCAUCACCCAUCUCAAUCACUUGUUGGCAGUACUACUGCUAAUUAUGGGUAUAAAUGUCCUCCUCAUCCAACACAUGACCAGCAGGUGUACUAUGCUACUCAGUAUCAAACCAUGACUCCGGCUACAGCGGUGUUGUUGUCACAGGCUUCGGCACAGGUGCCUGCUGACAACACUACUACUUAACAGAACAGAACUUCGCAGCCAUUGUAAGUCGAGAAAAUUUGAGAAAUUCUGGAGUCUCUGGCGGUUCUAUCAUGUGGUCUUCUUUUGCAAAACUUCUUGUUUCUUAUUUGUGACAAUAAAGGGAUUGAUUCAUUGUGUUCUUUUUUAUGUGCUUAUAAAGUACAAUGGAAGAUUAAGGUGAUAACUAUUUAUAAAAAAAUUAUAAUGUAAUGUUGAUUAAGGUGAUAAUUGUAAAAUUGCAUGCUCAAUUUGCUAUUUCAACUUUGCUAUGCUUUUUAUACCAAUGUUUUGGCCUCAGUUAUGUUCUUUCUUUAUC